AUGCAGCUCCAAUCUGCAACACACUGCAAGGUGUCUGGCUUCAUUCUCAAUGAACGAUGCGCCUUGUCUUCGAAAAUGGAAGUCCAUCGUGAGCAGAGCAUUUGUCAGGCACGGGCGGCUGUCAUGGUCUAUGAUGACGCCAAUAAGAAGUGGGUUCCGGCGGGCGGCUCCACGGGCUUCAGCAGAGUGCAUAUCUACCACCACACCGGCAACAACGCUUUCCGAGUGGUGGGACGAAAAAUCCAGGACCAUCAGGUGGUUAUAAACUGUGCCAUUCCGAAGGGGCUCAAAUACAACCAGGCCACACAGACGUUCCAUCAGUGGCGUGAUGCCCGGCAGGUGUAUGGCCUUAACUUUGGCAGCAAAGAGGAUGCCAACGUGUUUGCCAGUGCCAUGAUGCAUGCCUUGGAGGUGCUGAAUUCUCAGGACGCUGGCCCCACGUUGCCAAGACAGAAUCAGGUGCAGAAUGGUCCAUCGCCAGAGGAGCUGGAGAUGCAGAGAAGGCAGCUGCAGGAGCUUCAGCGUCAGAAGGAGCAGGAGCGAGAGCGACUGGAGCGUGAACGCGUGGAGCGGGAGAUGCUGGAGCGGGAGCGGGAGCGUCAGGAAAGGGAACGUCUUGAGAGGGAACGUGCCGAGCAGGAACGUGCCGAGCAGGAACGGCUGGAGCGGGAAAGACAGGAGCAGGAGCAGCGAGAGAGAGAGAGGCAGGAAAGAGAGCGUGCGGAGCGAGAGGUGAUGGAGAGAGAGAGGAUGGAGAAACAGGAAAGGGAGCACCAGGAGCAGCUGGACAGAGAGCAGAUGGACUGGGAAAGAGGGAGACGCAUCUCCAAUGCCGCAUUUGAAAGUACCCUCUGUACCCCAUCACCCUCAGACAGCAACAAGACCACCAUCUCAUCUCCAUCAGCCCCCAACUACGCUCAGUCCACCUCAUCCCUCUCCACAGCCACUCCCCCCACCCCGCCCCUGCGUCAUUCUGCCUCCCGAUUCGCCACGUCGCUGGGCUCCGCCUUUCAACCUGUCCUGCCUCAUUAUGCCACAGUUCCCCGGCGACAGCCAGCCUCACCCUUGCCCACGCCCCCGGCACCCGCACCGGCUCCUGUCCCUCCACCAGCUCCACCCUCCAAAUCUGUGGUCUGGUCUGCCACUAAUUUCAGUCCACUUCCGCCCUCUCCCCCUGUUAUGAUCAGCAGUCCACCGGGCAAAGCCACUGGCCCUCGUCCAGUCAUCGCCAUCCCUGCCCCCAGCCCCCUCACCCAGAAACUGCACUCUCCCACUUCCCAUAAUGGGCCAUCUGGCCCCUCCCACAUCCAUACUCCAUCCCCGGUGCUGGGUCAGCCCAUGCCACCACCCCCGACUCCCCCACCCCCACCUCUGCAUCUUUACCCAUUUGCCAUCCCUUCAUCGCCCACCUCUUCCACCCCUCCCACGCCUCCCCUUGUGUCCUGUCCCUCACCCCGGGCUGCCGUUCUGCCUUCUCCCUCCACAGUCUGCCCUGCCUCUGCUGAGCACUCCUCAAACUCUGUGCUGGGAGACUACUGCUCCUCUGCUCCAGAGCCUCCGUCGCCGGCCUCUCAGCCUGCUGACUGCUGCCCCAGCCAGCCGGAUGCUGCACAAACUCUACCCACACCUCCACCCCCUCCUCCUCUUCCUCCAGGCUCCACUGUGACCCCCCCCACAGCCACUGCUGGCCCCCCAGCACCACCAGGGCCCCCUCCCCCGCCUCCUCCGCCCCUCCCACCCACGCUAACCCCAACUGGCCCGCCCCCUCCCCCUGGGCCCCCACCCCCACUGUCAGGGCAGGUCCCCCCACCCCCACUGUCAGGGCAGGUCCCCCCACCUGCACCACCCCCGCCUCCUGCGCCGCCUCUGCCCUCUGGCCUGUUCACCCCAUCGCCUACCACGGAUGAGAACCGGCCCCUGUCUGGCCUGGCAGCAGCCCUCGCUGGGGCCAAACUACGGAAGGUGCCACGGGCCGAUGAAGCCUCAGGUGGUGCUGCUGUUGGAGGUGUGGUUGGCGGCAAAGCAGAGGCACCACGAGGAAAUGGCCCUCUACCUGGAGGUGGAGGAUUGAUGGAGGAGAUGAGUGCUCUGCUGGCCAGAAGGAGAAGAAUUGCUGAAAAGGGAUCAUCACCAGAGCCUGAGCAAAAAGCCGAUGAGUCUGAGGUGACUGUAACCCCAAAAGUGUCGGCCUGUAGCACACCGGACAUGCCCAGAAAGCCUUGGGAGAGGACAAACACUAUGAAUGGUAGCAAAUCACCGGUCAUUGGAAGACCAAAGUCCACACCCACACCCACUGGAUCUCUAAGUGCCAAUGGGGUGCCAACAGAAGCUCUCGAUUAUGACAGGUUGAAGCAGGACAUAAUGGAGGAGAUGAGAAAGGAACUGUCAAAGCUGAAAGAGGAACUCAUCGAUGCGAUCAGGGAGGAACUGGGUAAAUCAAACUCUGCAUAGGAGAAUCAUUCAACCCUGUGCAAUCUCUCACACACAAGGCCUGUCACGUCAGGUCAUCCUUCAAUCCUGACACUGUUUUGGAAGCAUUGAGAAUGGAAAUUUACAAAAAAGAAAAAAAAAAAUCCAACAACAAACAAAUGAGCUUAAAAUGGUAAUAACAACAUUUGAAGCGUGGGCACUGCAGCAGUGGUCAGAUGCAAAACAAGGAGCAAGGAGCUAGUGAU
Chanos chanos (milkfish) is the source of this 2675-nucleotide messenger RNA. It is a transcript of the gene enah, whose product is annotated as ENAH actin regulator. The record is from RefSeq and is a predicted model, not a curated record. Bases 1 to 2451 code for a protein of 816 amino acids. The transcript has 14 exons. Lineage: Eukaryota; Metazoa; Chordata; Actinopteri; Gonorynchiformes; Chanidae. Gene Ontology annotation, molecular function: SH3 domain binding; profilin binding. Gene Ontology annotation, biological process: actin polymerization-dependent cell motility; axon guidance; intracellular transport.